Messenger RNA from Manihot esculenta (cassava), 2503 nucleotides. Its product is annotated as transcription factor PHYTOCHROME INTERACTING FACTOR-LIKE 15. The record is from RefSeq and is a predicted model, not a curated record. The transcript has 8 exons. NCBI's taxonomy places the organism in Eukaryota, Viridiplantae, Streptophyta, Magnoliopsida, Malpighiales, Euphorbiaceae. Gene Ontology annotation, biological process: regulation of DNA-templated transcription. Gene Ontology annotation, molecular function: protein dimerization activity; DNA-binding transcription factor activity. Bases 325 to 1902 code for a protein of 525 amino acids.
CGAGACCAUGAAUUGACGUUUUAUUUGGAAGAUUUCAUGACUCGUUGAUUUCUAUGAUUAGUGUGGUCGAGGUUGGACCAAGUCAUGUUACUUUGUUUUACACACAGGCCUAUCUCAUGCUAUCCUUUCUGCUGAUAUAUCUAAGCGUAUCCUAUCAGGAUUUUCCCCAUUAUCUUUUCCUUGUCCUUCAUUGUUGCUGUUCUUUUCCUCGUCAUAAUCUCCUCUAUUUAGAUUUUCUGAAAAACACAUAACCUGUUCAUCCCAAUCACAGAGGAAAGCCUGAAUCAAGUUCAAUCGGGUCGUGUUUUGGCAGAUUUAGCUCCCAUGGCUGAUGAGUUUGCGGAAUUGGUAUGGGAAAAUGGUCAGAUUCUGAUGCGUGGACGGUCUACUUGUCCAAAAAUUUGUACUUCAAAGAAACCAAGAUUGCGGACUGAGAACAAUAUUCCAGAUCGUGGGGACCUCUUCAAGAAUAAGCGUUCUGUGCAAGAUGAUCACCAUUCUGAUGACUUGUUUCCCGGUUCGUACAAAAACGAUUUCAACAUUUUUCUGGGGACAACCCGAAAUAACACGUAUGAUGAGCAUCUCACAGAGUCCCAGAUAGUACCCGAAUGCGAAGACGAAAAUUUCAGGCUGGGAAAUGAUGCAUCUCCAGUUGAAAUUCCUCAAAUUACAAAAGCUAGGAGAGGUCCGUUAUACGAGUCUUCGUUGCAGCGAUGCCAAGCUUCAGUUUCAAUUAGCAGAUCAAUUGCGACUGGGAGCCAAAGCUUGUCUUCAAUGGGUAGAUUGCCCAACUCGAAUUUGCAGCAGCUUAAUUCGAGAACUGAUAAAGACUUAAGGUUAAGAAACUUCUCCCUAUUCUUAAGACCUGCAAUGCUCUCUAAAGUCGAUGACCAGCACCAAGGUGCAACAGAACCUGCAGAUGGUCCAAGUUCAUUAAGAGUUCAGGGUUUAAAAAGCAACCAGGAUAAAACUCCUGCAGAUGAUACAGCACUCGUACUGGAGUCAACAAGUGGUUCAGGAAAUGCUAAAGAUUUCUAUAAACAUCAAGAUCUAGUCACUGUUAAGACAGACCAGAUACAGCAGAUUGCUAAGACUUCGGAAGAGUCACCCCAGGAUGAGCAAUCUGAAGCUCCUGACCAUAGAAAUGCCAUUAAAAGCAAGCGGUUCCAACAGCGUGCGCCUAUUUCAAACUCAAGCUUACAAGCAAAUACAGUCGAGGGAAAUCCUGAUAGAGAGAAAUCUAAAGAUCAAUUGGCUGUAGCUACUUCACUAUGCUCUUGGGGAGCUUCAAAUGAUCUAAGUUAUUCUACUUUGAGGAGGAAUAACAAAGACAAGGAAGCGAUGGUGUCUUCAAGCGAAACUGAUGAGGGAGAUCAACAAGUGCCGAAACCUGCAUUUGCUCAUGCAGGUGCCAAGAGAAAACGUCGAGAAGUCCAUAAACAGUCUGAAAGGAAAAGAAGAGAUAAGAUCACCAAGAAGAUGCGUGCAUUACAAGCUCUCUUACCUAAUUCCACCAAGGUGGAUAAAGUUUCAGUGCUUGACAAUGCAAUUGAGUAUCUGAAGACCCUUCAGCUUCAGCUACAGAUAAUGUCACAAGGAACCAGCUUUUGCAUGCCGCCAAUGAUUGUGGGAACUGGAAUGCAACCCACACAUAUACAGGCAACAAAUUUGGCUCAUUUUCCGACCAUGGGACUACAAAUGGAUACGAGAAUUCCAAUGGGUGUUGGUUGCACCCCAGCAAUGUUCUCAAAUCCAGCUAUGCUUGGUGGGGUGCUACCUAUGCCAUUCAUUCCUCCUGUAUCUGCUAUGCCUUUUUCUGGAGCGGCCACGCCCGUGGGAUUUGCACGAUCUGCUCCUUCAUUAAGGUCCAAUGGUUCAAUAGUGCAGAAUAAUAACUCUUGAAACGAUUAACACGCCAUAGGCUCAAAGAUCCAAGCAUCAAUCAGGCCACAAGAGCAAAAGUCACCCAUCAUCAGACUUUGGUCAAUCUGAUCUGCAUGAUAAUGAUCUUCUAAUACUGGGAAAAGAUCCUUGGCAUGCACGCCCCACUUUCCUAGCUUGCAGUUGAUUGAGCUUAAUAGGUUUUCUUGUUCGUGGCCUGAAUUUAGUCAUCAGAAGAUAAACCUGAACCUGCUUAGCCAUAUUCUCUUCUGCGAAUUUGAGGGAAGCGAAUCAAAUCAAGAGUUCUACCAGGCACCAGCUGAGGGAUAGAUUUUGCUCGAAGUGGUGACGACAAUAUAAUGAACCCAACUCAAUAAUCUCUCCAAGGUUGUCGUUCGAUCAUUUGCUCAUCAUCUUGUGAAUCGACCGAGUGAAGGAAACAUUACAAGUGUAAAUUAGCUUGAAAAUGUACGAGGACCUGGGCUUUUGAUCAUUAAUGCGGUGUGUCAUGUUCAUUUCGUUUCAUAUAAAUUUUAUUUAGGUGUAAAUUUAUUCCACUUCCAUUACAACAUGUAAAUUUAUUCUACUUCCUUUACUACAUGUUUAAUUUUCCUUUUAUUAA